CGUGUAUUAUUCACAUACGUAGUGUACUUUCAAAUCAACAGAGUGGAGUAUAACCUCGUAUUGUUGUACUAUCUAGGUACGCGUGGUGGUGUUUUCGCUGUGAUAUCCAUUCCUUAUAAUAUUUGGUUUGGUUUCAGGGAAAAGUAUCGAAUUUGUUUACUUAAGCUGACCAGACAGGUUCGAGUUCAGAGUCUUUGGCGCUACUUUGGGGGUAUAACUGAGUCACUACCUAUCAGUGGAGCUGGUAUCGACGGGAAAUGUCUACUACAAAAACCGUUCCCCCGUGGUAUUUCGGCAAAGUGUCUGAGGAGGACGCACGUAAGGGACUGACAGACACGGUGACUGGCACGUACCUGGUUCGAGAUAGCUCAUCUAGAGGAAGCUAUGUACUCUCAGUCAAUGAUAACGGCAUAAUCACCAAUUACGACAUCCGCAAGACAGGUCAGACGCUGAAGAUUAAAGACCGAAACUUCGCUGACCUGGACGCCCUCAUCGGCUACUAUCAGAAAUACCCGCUGGAUACCGUCUGGCUCGAAACGCCGUGCUCCAAGGAAGGCUUACCAUCCCCGCCCAUCUCACCAUCUUGGCAUAAGUAGUGACCGCACCCAUACCAUCGGAGACGAAAUCGCACCGAUAAAUAAUGUUUCGAGACGUCUGGGAACCGACUAUUUUCGGUUUCAAACUUUGUUUUGAGGUUGGGAAAAAAAAUUACUCGAGUGGGACUUCAACCAACGACUUUCGGAAUAACGUGCCAGCACUUUAUCCUAGUCAUGUUGGCGGUGUCCCCAAUUUGUCAAUAUCCUUGUUCGGGUGCCAGUCAGACGCCAUACAACCUUUAACUGCCGUGUAGCCAAGGACCACACCCGAAUUACGAUACAACCUGGGAAGCGGAUCACCUCAAGGAGAUGCGAUUUUUUUUGUUUCAGAUUUUGAACUUUGUGUGUUUGUUGUCUUUCUUUUGACAACACAUAUUUAGUGUUCAUCGUGCCUGCGAUCUAACAAGAAAGGCAUUAUUGCACAUAUGCAUUUUGUCAAAGUGUAGCAAUUUUGUUUUUGUUUGUUUUUUUCACAUCCAAUUUAGUGGGGGCAAAGUCUUUCUUUGAUGGUUUUUAUGUACUCGAUUAGAAUUCUUCAUAUGGGGAUUAAUGUUUGUUUACACCCAAAAACUGAUUCAGUCUUGCAACCGAAUCUUUUGAAAUGUGAGACGAUUUUGAGCUGGUAAGGGGGAACCCUUCGAUUGUUAUCUUUAAUUUCGAUUAGUAUAAUUCUUCGGUUGAGGCAUACUUUGUUUUCACUUUAUAAAGACCACCUAAAAACUAAUUCAGUCUUGCAACCGAAUCUCUCCAAAUAUGACGAUUUUGUUUUUGUGAAUGUGUCCAACCUUCUUUUUUAACAAUAGUAUGAACAGAGUAUGUAGAUUUAUACUCAUUUAAUAAGAUUCACCGUGCCUGCGAUAUAACAAGACAGGAAAUUAUUGUAUAGUAUUAUAAGAUUAAAUUGUCCUAAAAUAGCAACUUUGGUUUUUGUUGGGGUUUUUCCAAUUUUAGUGAAAAAAGCGAAGUCAAUGAUGGUUUAUCUGUAAAUAAUUUUAAGUAAUUAUAUUUCUUUAGUCGAGGAAUAUUUUUUGGAAGCUUUGCUUGCACUCUAAAGGCAGUGGACACUAAUGGUAGUCACUCAAAAUAAUUAUCAUCAUAAAACCUUUCUCGAUUACGAGUAAU
Asterias rubens (European starfish) is the source of this 1718-nucleotide messenger RNA. RefSeq names its product crk-like protein. The coding region runs from base 258 to 596 and encodes 112 amino acids. Lineage: Eukaryota; Metazoa; Echinodermata; Asteroidea; Forcipulatida; Asteriidae. The transcript is spliced from 4 exons. The record is from RefSeq and is a predicted model, not a curated record.